Hyphopichia burtonii NRRL Y-1933 is the source of this 2990-nucleotide messenger RNA. RefSeq names its product trehalose-phosphatase (gene TPS2). Gene Ontology annotation, cellular component: alpha,alpha-trehalose-phosphate synthase complex (UDP-forming); cytosol. Bases 129 to 2795 code for a protein of 888 amino acids. The record is from RefSeq and is a predicted model, not a curated record. Gene Ontology annotation, biological process: trehalose biosynthetic process; cellular response to heat; fungal-type cell wall organization. The transcript has a single exon. Gene Ontology annotation, molecular function: catalytic activity. Lineage: Eukaryota; Fungi; Ascomycota; Pichiomycetes; Serinales; Debaryomycetaceae.
GUUGUAUUAGAAUUGAAUAUCCGAUUGAGUAUUGGGAAAGAAGUGUUAUAACUGGUAACUAUCUACUCUUUAGUUGUGUGUCUUUUGUUUUAUUCUUUUAUUGACUUUUUGCUUUAACUUAUCUUUAAAUGACUGCAACCGAUAUUAGAAUUGACCAGGAUAAGUUUGGUGAAUGCUAUGCUUACCCUUCAUCUAGAAGAGUGGUAUCACCAAAAGAUUUUGAAGGGAAUGAUAAGCUCAAGCUUAGUGGAAGAGUCUUGAACGUGUUACCACUGUUACCAACUCAAAUUUAUAAGACGGUUGAUUCGAGUACUAAUAAUGAAAUUUGGGAUGUUGAACCAGUUAGAGGUAAUUCUGCUUUAUAUUCGUCGCAGUUUUUCUUGGAUCAACAAACUGAAUGGGAAACUCAUUUAAUUGGGUGGACUGGUGAAUUGGUUAAUAAAGUUAAUAGUACUACUAAAGUCUUGAGUGAAAAUAUUCAAGAUGAUCCAUUGUAUUUAGACGAUAGAGAUAAAGAAGAAUUAGAAUCUAGAAUUAGAAAAUGUUAUAAAUCAGAUAGAAUUCAUCCGGUUUGGUUGUUAAGAAGAGAUCAACAAAGAUGGAGGAAAUAUGCAGAAAACGUUUUAUGGCCAGUAUUCCAUUAUAUUCAAGCACCUCCAUCUGAUGGGAGAGAAGAAGCUAAUGCAUGGCAUGAUUACGUUAAGUUCAAUGAGGUUUACUUUAAGAAAAUUAAAAGUAUUUAUAAACCGGGAGAUAUAAUAUGGAUUCAUGAUUAUUAUCUUUUGUUAUUACCCCAAUUAUUAAGAAUGGAAUUUCCAAAUGCUUAUAUUGGUUUAUAUAUUCAUGCACCAUUUCCUUCUUCAGAAUAUUUCCGUUGUCUUUCGAAAAGAUCCCAUUUAUUAGAUGGUAUGUUGGGUGCUGAUAAAAUUGCUUUCCAAUCAGAAUCUUUCCAAAGACAUUUUUUAAGUUGUUGUUCUCGUGUUUUAGGGUUUGACGUUACUAAAGAUAAAGUAUUGGCGUAUGGUACUAAUAUAUCAGUUGAAACUUUACCAAUUGGUAUUGAUACUGAAAAAAUUGAACACGAUGCUUUUAGUAAAGAUUCGGGUGUUGAUAAAAAAGUCAAAGCUUUAAAACAAAUUUAUCAUGAUAAAAAGAUUAUUGUUGGUAGAGAUCGAUUAGAUUCGGUUAGAGGAGUUAUUCAAAAAUUACAAGCUUUUGAAACUUUUUUACAAAUGUAUCCUGAAUGGAGGGAUAAAGUUGUUUUAAUUCAAGUUUCAAGUCCUGGAUUUUCACAUAGUUCUAAAAUUGAAAGUAAAGUGACUGAAUUAGUUAAUCAUAUUAAUAGUGAAUAUGGUAAUUUGAACUCAACUCCAGUUUUACAUUAUCAAAUGAGAAUUAAUAAAGAUGAAUAUUUAGCUUUAUUAAGAGUUGCAGAUUUAUGUUUAAUCACUUCAGUUAGAGAUGGUAUGAAUACUACAUCCUUAGAAUUUGUUAUUUGUCAAAAAAAUAAUCAUUCGCCUUUAGUUUUAUCUGAAUUUACUGGUACAGCUUCUGUUUUAGAUAGUGCCAUUUUGGUUAAUCCUUGGGAUUCAGUUGGUAUUGCUAAAACUAUAAAUGAUUGUUUUUCAAUGAGCUCAAAAGAUCUUGAUUCUUUAGAAACUGUUUUAUAUAAAAAAGUUACUUCAAAUACUAUUCAAAAUUGGACUUCUAAUUUCCUCACUCAUUUAAUUCAACAAGUUGAUUCAUCUCAUCAAUCAUUUUAUACACCGGCCUUGAAUAGACCAUUAUUAUUAAAUAAUUAUAAGAAUUCUGAAAGAAGAUUAUUUUUAUUUGAUUAUGAUGGUACUUUAACUCCAAUUGUUAAAGAUCCAGCUGCUGCAAUUCCUUCUUCAAGGUUAAAUAAAAUAUUGGACGCUUUAGCUGCUGAUCCUAAAAAUCAAAUCUGGGUUAUUUCCGGUAGAGAUCAAGCAUUUUUGGAUAAGUGGUUAGGAUCUAAAAAUAUUGGUUUAUCAGCAGAACACGGCUGCUUCAUGAAGGAUGUUGGCGAAAAAAAAUGGGCUAAUUUAGCUGCUGCUUUCGAUAUGUCAUGGCAAGUUAAAGUUGAUGAAGUUUUCCAUAAAUAUACUGAAAAGACUCCUGGUUCAAAUAUUGAACGUAAAAAAGUUGCAUUGACUUGGCAUUACCGUCGUGCUGAUCCAGAAUUGGGUAGCUUUCAAGCGGAGCAUUGUAUUAAAGAAUUGAAAGAAUCGGUUGCAAAAGAAUAUGACGUUGAAAUCAUGUCUGGUAAAGCAAACAUUGAAGUUAGACCUCGUUUUGUAAAUAAAGGUGAAAUCGUUAAAAGAUUAGUGUUAAACCCUCACGGGGCUAAACAAGAUACUCAUUCUGUGCAUAAAACUCGUGAUGAUGUUCCAAUUGAUCAAUUACCAGACUUUAUGAUGUGUCUUGGUGAUGAUAUGACUGAUGAAGAUAUGUUCAGAUCAUUGAAAGAAAUUGAAGCCGAAUGGCACUUGAAAGAUUUACCCAAAAAUAAAUUUGGUUCUUAUGGUGUUUAUCCAAUUGCUGUUGGACCUGCUUCCAAACAAACCAUUGCUACAUCUCAUUUGAAUGAACCGGCACAGGUGUUAGAAACAUUGGGCCUAUUGACUGGUCAUGUAUCAUUAUUCGAAAGUGCUGGUUCUGUUGAUUUAGAUGAUCGUGGUCAUAUAACAAAUAGUGAAUCUUCCGAAAGAUCAAAGUCUGCAAUUAAAGCUGCAAGUUUGAAAAGGGACGCCAGUUUGAACUCCACUAAACGAUAGAAUUUCCCUCUACUUAUUUUUAUUCUUUUACUUAAAUUCUGUUCUUCAUAUCAUAUACAUGUAAUAUAUACAUAUAUACAUUCAUUCAAAUAGUUCAGCAUGGUAAGUAAAUGGAACAUUAUUCCAUCUGCGGAGGCAUUAAUGUAUCUCCGGACGCCCAACAAAAGCUUCAACGUUCACUGCGGAAUUAACUGG